UCUCCUCCCCCUGAAGAGUGGAUGUGAAGACUGCGGGUCUCUCUGACAUACAGGAAGAAGUUGAUUAAGUGCAAAAACACAGCGCUUUUCUCAAACUCGCCUGCUUGUUUUUCCUCUUGCGCUUUCACCUUACUCGAUCGACUUUGCCGAGCGGCAGAUCUGGAAGAAUGACGGCGAAUCUGAUGGCUGAUGCCAAACUGGAGGCGCUGUAACGUGUGGAUUUGUUCAUAAAUGGAAAAGCAAGAACGAGUGUGAAACAUAUCUUCGGUGAAAAUGCCAGAGCACAGAUCCAGUUUUCUUCACAUUGGAGACAUUGUGUCUCUGUACGCGGAAGGCUCGGUGAAUGGCUUCAUCAGUACUUUGGGGCUUGUCGAUGAUAGGUGUGUUGUCCAGCCUGAAGCUGGAGACCUGAACAACCCACCCAAAAAGUUCAGAGAUUGCCUCUUCAAGGUAUGUCCCAUGAACAGAUACUCGGCCCAGAAACAGUUCUGGAAGGCAAAACAAGGGAAACAAGGAAACAACAACACACAAGGAGAACUCUUUAAAAAGUUACAGCAUGCAGCAGAACUGGAGCAGAAGCAGAACGAUUCAGAGAACAAGAAACUUCUUGGAGAAGUUGUCAAGUACAGCAGUGUUAUCCAGCUCCUGCACAUAAAGAGUAAUAAGUACCUGACGGUGAAUAAGCGACUCCCUGCUUUGCUUGAGAAGAAUGCCAUGCGGGUUUCUUUGGACCCGGCUGGAAAUGAGGGCUCCUGGUUCUAUAUUCAGCCCUUCUGGAAGCUCCGCAGCGAAGGAGACAAUGUGGUGGUUGGAGACAAAGUGGUGCUGAUGCCAGUGAACGCCGGACAGCCGCUUCACGCCAGUAACAUUGAGCUUUUGGAUAACCUUGGCUGCAAAGAGGUCAAUGCUGUUAACUGCAACACCAGCUGGAAAGUCACCUUGUUCAUGAAGUUUAGUGACUACAGGGACGAUGUCCUAAAAGGAGGAGACGUUGUGAGGUUGUUUCAUGCUGAGCAGGAGAAGUUUCUAACCUGUGACGAGUACAAGGAUCAUCAGUACGUUUUUCUCAGGACCACACUGCGGCAGUCUGCCACCUCUGCUACCAGCUCCAAGGCUCUGUGGGAGAUUGAGGUUGUGCACUAUGACCCCUGUCGGAGCGGAGCUGGACAGUGGAACAGUCUCUUCCGCUUCAAACACCUGGCGACUGGAAAUUACCUGGCAGCUGAGGUAAACCCUGAAUUCAUACCCAAAACUGUGGAGACCAAAGGAGAUGUGAAUCAGAAUGAGACCGAUAUUGUGUACUCGAAGAAGAAGAAUCAAGCAGCAGAAAGGAUUGCUUUCACCUUGGUUUCUGUUCCUCAUGGGAAUGACAUUUCAUCUCUGUUUGAGCUGGAUGCCACCACUCUGCAGCGUGCCGACUGUCUCGUGCCCAGAAACUCCUAUGUAAGACUUAGACACCUGUGCACCAACACCUGGGUGACCAGCACCAACGUCCCCAUUGAUGCAGAUGAGGAGCGUCCAGUUAUGCUCAAGAUUGGCACCUGUUCUACUAAAGAGGACAAAGAAGCGUUCGCCAUUGUGUCUGUUCCCCUAUCAGAGGUCAGAGACUUGGACUUUGCUAAUGAUGCAAACAAAGUCUUGGAGUCCACUGUGAAGAAGUGUUUCAACGCCAGUAUUACCCAAAAUGAGAGGAGGUUUGUGACUAAGCUUUUGGAGGACCUGGUUUACUUUGUGUGUGUGGUGCCAAACAACGGAGAGGACGUUCUGUCUGUGGUCACAUCCACGCCCAACCGGGAGCGGCAGAAACUCAUGCGGGAACAAAACAUCCUUGCCCAGAUAUUUGGCAUCCUGAAGGCUUCAUUUACAGAUAGUGGCGACGGGCCAAUGCUAAGGUUGGAGGAACUGGGAGACCAGCGCUAUGCUCACUACAAGUAUAUGUUCAGCCUGUGCUACAGGAUCCUACGCCACUCCCAACAGGACUAUCGCAAGAACCAGGAAUAUAUAGCCAAAAAAUUCACAAUCAUGCAGUCUCAGAUCGGGUAUGAGAUUCUGGCUGAAGACACGAUCACUGCACUGGUGCACAACAACCGCAAGCUGCUGGAAAAACACAUUACAGCCAGAGAGAUUGAGACCUUUGUCAACCUGCUGAGGCGCAACAGAGAACCCAGAUUUCUGGACUAUUUGUCUGAUCUUUGUGUGUCCAACAAGACGGCCAUCCCCAUCACACAAGAGCUUAUCUGUAAAUUCAUGCUGAAUCCUUCCAAUGCAGAUAUCCUCAUCCAGACCAAACUAAUCUCAAACAUAGAGUCCAGCAACCUGGAGUCCUCUCUGAUACAAGAAGAGGGGGGGGAGGAGGAGGAGGUUUGGCUCUAUUGGAUCGACAGCAACAAGGAGCCUCAUGGCAAAUCCAUCCGCCACAUGGCCCAGGAUGCUAAGGCCAGCCACAAGUGUGAUGCCGAGAUCAUUACCUACUACAGAUACCAGUUAAACCUGUUUGCUAAAAUGUGUCUGGACCGACAGUACCUAGCCAUCAACCAGAUCUCCAGUCAGCUAUCUGUGGAUCUGCUCCUGCGGUGCAUGUAUGACGACUGCCUGCCCUACAACCUCAGAGCCUCCUUUUGCCGCCUCAUGUUGCAUAUGCAUGUGGAUCGUGACCCACAGGAGUCCGUGGUUCCUGUGCGCUAUGCCCGCCUCUGGACCGAGAUCCCCUCCAAGAUCAACAUUAAUGAGUUUGAGUAUGAGUCAACUGACAGCUCAACGGAGGAAAUGAAGAAGAAGUUUGCUCCAACUAUGGAGUUUGUGGAAGAAUAUCUUAAGGAUGUGCUAAACCAGGCUCAUCCUUUUGAGGAAAAAGCUAAGAAUGAACUCACAUUGGAGGUGGUGAACCUGGCUCGAAAUCUGGUUUACUUUGGUUUUUAUAGCUUUAGUGAGUUGCUGCGCCUCACGCGCACUCUGCUGUCCAUCUUGGAUUUUGUCCAGUACCCGGCCAGCCCCUUGAACAAGCUCAGCAAAGGCCCAGAGGCUGGCGGCAACAAUGUCCUGCGAACGAUCCACGGUGUUGGUGAAAUGAUGACUCAGAUGGUGAUGAGUCGAGGUGUGCCACACAUCCUCCCUGACUCUUCUCCUUCUCUACGCUAUGGGAAGGUGCUCUUCCUGCCUGAAAAUGAGGAUUUGAUGGUGAUGGACACAAAACUAAAGAUCAUCGAGAUCCUGCAAUUCAUCUUGAGUGUGAGGUUGGAUUACAGGAUCACAUACUUACUGUCGAUCUACAAGAAAGCGUUUGGGGACAGGGCCUUAACUGACAGCUCGAUGUCUUUGGCCGAUGUGCCUCCAAUAACACCUUGUGAACCUGACAUAGAUGAGAUUGUACAAAAAGCAGAGAGCAUGUUUGUAGAAAGCUCUGACUUCAGCUCUGAGUGGAGCGCGGUGGAGCUGGACGGUGAGGAUGGCCGGACAUUUUUGAGGGUUCUGAUCUAUCUCAUCAUGCAAGAUUACCCCCCACUGGUAUCUGGGUCUCUGCAGCUCCUCUUUAAACACUUCAGUCAGAGAUCUGAGGUGCUGGAAGCCUUCAAACAGGUGCAGCUGCUCGUGUCAGAGCAGGAUGUAGAGAACUACAAGCAGAUCAAGUCGGAUCUGGACCAGCUGCGUCUGACCGUUGAGAAGUCAGAGCUGUGGGUGGAGAAGAGUGUAGUCUACACCGGUGAAGAACUUGCUGCCAAGAUGGCCAAAGAGCCAAACACUGAGGAGGCUGUUCUGAGCCCAGUGCAGGAUGGGGAAAGUAAACCUCAGAUCGACAGUAACAAGGCAAACAACUAUAAAAUAGUAAAAGAGAUCCUGCUGCGGCUCAGUAAGCUGUGUUACGGCAACAAGAAGAGUCGCGUGCAGCAGCAGAGGCUGCUGAAGAACAUGGGAGCUCAUACAGUGGUGCUGGACCUGCUGCAGAUCCCUUAUGAGAAGAGUGAUGACAAGAUGAAUGACAUCAUGACCCUGGCACAUACAUUUCUCCAAAACUUUUGCAAAGGAAACCAUCAGAAUCAAGUUCUCCUACAUAAACAGCUGAACCUCUUCCUCACUCCAGGGCUGCUGGAAGCUGAGACGAUGCGCCACAUCUUUAUGAACAACUACCAGCUGUGCAAUGAGAUCAGUGAGCGGGUGGUCCAUCAUUUUGUCCACUGCAUCGAAACGCACGGAAGACAUGUUCAGUACCUCAAGUUUUUGCAAACCAUUGUGAAGGCUGAUACAAAAUAUGUAAAGAAAUGUCAGGACAAAGUCAUGACAGAGCUGGUGAACGCUGGUGAGGACGUGCUGGUGUUCUACAACGACCGCUCGUCUUUCCAGGUGUUGUUGCAAAUGAUGGGCUCUGAGCGGGAGCGGGCCGAUGAGUAUGGAGCUCUGGCGUAUCAUAACACACUCGUGGAGCUGCUGGCUGCCUGUACCGAGGGAAAGAACGUCUACACUGAGCUGAAAUGCAAUUCCCUGCUGCCGCUGGAUGACAUUGUUAAAGUUGUCACUGAUGUGAAUUGCAUACCAGAGGUCAAAACUGCUUAUGUGAACUUUGUGAAUCACUGCUAUGUGGACACAGAGGUCGAAAUGAAGGAGAUCUACACCUCCUCCCAUAUCUGGAAGCUCUUUGAUAAUUUCCUGGUGGACAUGGCCAGUGUGUGCAACACUACAACGGAGCGUAGCCAUGCAGAUCUAGCCCUGGAGAAGUAUGUGACGGAGACGGUGAUGGCCAUUGUCAAGGGUUUCUUCAGCUCUCAGUUCUCUGUUAAUCACUCUAACCUACAGACAAACCAGUCUAUCUUCAUCAAGCUCCUCCAGUCAGCCUUCCGGAUUUACAACUGCACAUGGCUCAACUCAGCUCAGAAGGCUAAUAUUGAGAGUUGUAUCAAAACACUGUCCGAUGUGGCUAAGGCACGGUCCAUAGCCAUCCCUGUUGAUCUGGACAGCCAGGUCAACACUUUGUCUCUCAAGUUCCAUAGUAAUAUGGUGCAGCGGGCAGCUAAAGAUUGGAGGAUCUCUGCACGUACAAGACCUCGCAAGGAGCCACUGGGUGGGCCUGACUAUAAGAACAUCAUAGAGAAACUGCAGGGGGUUGUGUCCCAUCUGGAGGAGCAGUUCAGUCCAAAGGUUCAAGCAGAGUUUUCUGUGCUGGUGGAUGUUCUGCACAGCCCAGAACUGCUGUUUCCAGAGCCUGCUCGUUUACGCUGUGAGGGUGGAGCUUUUAUGUCCAAACUAAUCAAACACACCAAGAAGCUGAUGGACAAAGAGGAUAAAUUGUGUCUGAAGAUCCUGAAGACGCUCAGAGAGAUGCUUGAAAAGAAGGAAAGCUUUGAGCAAUCUGGAAACGACUUGAGAAAGAUUCUCCUCACACGCUACUUUGGAAAUCAAAAGCUCCUCUCCAAGUCAGAGCUCGGGAGUGGAAACAGCUCAUCUGGUGGCUUUGUCAAGCAGUCACCUGGAGGAGGUUCUCCCAUGGUAGACGCUGACAAGCCAGCCACCACUGUUUCGGAUAUUCAGUGUCUUUUGGACAAUGUUGGGGCAACAGAGAUGGUAAUUGAACUCAUCGUCAACACCAAGAAUGAUCGACUGUUUAAGGAGAGCAUCGAGCUGGGCAUUGCCCUUCUCAGGGGUGGAAACACACAGAUACAGAACUCAUUCUACAGCCAACUGAACAAGCAGAAAAAGUCCGAGAGGUUCUUCAAGGUUUUCUACGACCGCAUGCGUUUGGCCCAGCAGGAGAUUCGAGCCACCGUGUCAGUCAACAUGUUUGAAGUCACCUGCAAAAGAAGGGACGAUGACAGUGAUGUCAGUAGUAUCAGGGUUAAAAAAGGGAAAGAUUCUGGGCUUCACAUGAGGGACGACAUGCGAGGGCAGCUAAAAGAAGCCUCCUCAGUGACCUCAAAGGCCUUCUCAGCCUUCAGAAAAGAGCUGGACCCUGACCUUGAAGGCCUCGGCCAAAACAGUGAGAUAAUCGGUACUGAGGAGGCAUCGGAAGACACUCAGAUGAGCCCGGCUGUAUCUAUCAUGAAACCAAUCCUGCGUUACCUACAGCUGCUCUGUGAGAACCACAAUUCAAAGCUGCAGAACUUUCUGCGCAGUCAGAACAACAAGACUAACUACAAUCUGGUGUGUGAGACUCUUCAGUUCUUGGACUGCAUUUGUGGGAGCACCACUGGAGGCCUAGGGCUGCUGGGACUUUAUAUAAAUGAGUAUAAUGUGGAUCUGAUUCUCCAAACGUUGGAAACCAUUACAGAGUAUUGCCAGGGGCCCUGCCAUGAAAACCAGAGCUGUAUAGCUAAACAUGAGUCAAAUGGUAUUGAUAUUAUUAUAGCACUGAUUGUCAACGCCAUCAACCCCCUGGGUAAGGAUCACCUGGACCUGGUGCUGCAACUCAAGAACAAUGCCUCCAAGCUCCUGCUAGCUAUCAUGGAGAGCUGCCAUGACAGUGAGAACGCAGAGAAGAUUCUCUACAAGAUGAGACCCACUGAAUUGGUGGAUGUCAUGAAGGACGCCUACAAACAGGGUUUGCAGAGUGAAGAUGACAAUGACGGCAUGGGAGACGAGAUCAAACCUAAAGAUGUCGGACACAACAUUUACAUCCUGGCCCACCAGUUGGCCAGGCACAACAAAAUCUUGCAGCAGAGCCUCACCCCUGGGUCAGGGUUAGGUCUGGGGUCAGGCAUGGACCACGAUAAGGAAAAGGAUGAUGCCCUCCGUUACUAUGCGAAGCACACAGCUCAGAUAGAGAUUGUGCGUAAUGACCGCAGCAUGGAGCAGAUAGUGUUUCCAGUUCCUAACAUCUGUGAGUACCUAACUGAGGAGUCAAAGAUGCGUGUAUUCACCACCACUGAGAGAGAUGACCAAGGCAGCAAGGUUAAUGACUUCUUCCACCAGUUUGACAACCUCUACAAUGAGAUGAGGUGGCAGAAGAAGAUCCGCAAAAAUAAGGCUCUGUUCUGGUUCUCACGUCACAUCUCUCUUUGGGGGAGCAUCUCCUUCUACCUGGCCCUCCUGCUCAACAUUGCUGUGGCUGUAUUCUACCCUUUUGGUGACGAUGAAGAUGAGGGCACAUUAUCUCCAUUCUGGAAUAUCUUACUGUGGGUGGCAUUGGGAGUCUUCACCGCACUGCUUCCCGUCUUACCUAAACCAAUAGGCAUCGGGUUCUUCCUGGUCUCCCUUAUUCUGCGUGCUAUCUACACAAUGGGCCUCGGCCCUGCGCUGCUUUUGCUCGGUGCUGUCAAUCUUUUCAACAAGUUGGUGUUUCUUGUAAGUUUUGUGGGGAACCAGGGGACGUUCACUCGAGGCUACAAAGCAGUCGUGAUGGACAUCCUCUUUAUCUACCAUUUGUUGUAUACCAUCAUCUGCGUCCUGGGCCUCUUUGUUCAUGAGUUCUUCUACAGCUUUAUGCUUCUCGACCUGGUGAUCCGAGAGGAGACGCUGCUCAAUGUGAUAAAGAGUGUGACGAAAAAUGGCCGCUCCAUUUUUUUGACAGCGGUUCUGGCCGUUUUUCUCGUUUACUUUUUCUCCAUCAUCGGCUUCCUCUUCCUCAAAGACGACUUCCGCAUGGAGGUGGACCGCCUUCCUUCACCAGGAAAAGGGGAUUUAUUGAGCAACAGCGAGGUUGCAGGCUCAUGUUUGAAUGAGAGAUGCCCUGCUUCUACACCCACAUCUGUUCCUGGUGAAGAUGAUGGGACCGAGCGGGUGUGCGACACUCUGCUCAUGUGUAUAAUCACUGUAUUGAACCAGGGCCUGCGUAAUGGAGGUGGUGUGGGAGAUAUUCUCAGGAGACCCUCCAAAGAGGAGCCACUAUUUGCAGCUCGAGUGGUUUACGACCUUCUGUUUUUCUUUAUUGUCAUCAUCAUCGUUCUCAACCUCAUCUUUGGUGUUAUCAUUGACACCUUUGCAGACCUGAGGAGUGAGAAACAGGGGAAGGAAGAAAUCCUCAAAACCAGUUGUUUCAUCUGUGGGUUGGAAAGAGACAAAUUUGAUAACAAAACGGUGUCCUUUGAGGAGCAUAUCAACUCUGAACACAACAUGUGGCACUACCUUUACUUCAUGGUUCUGGUGAGAGUGAAGGAUCCAACCGAGUACACUGGUCCUGAGAGCUACGUAAACAAAAUGAUUGCAGAGAAGAACUUGGACUGGUUCCCUCGUAUGAGAGCCAUGUCUCUGGUGAGCAGCGAGGGAGACAACGAGCAAAAUGAGAUGCGGUCUCUGCAGGAGAAACUGGAGAACACUGCCAAUCUGGUGGCUCAGCUCUCAGGCCAGCUGGCUGAGCUCAAAGAACAGAUGACAGAACAGAGGAAGAACAAACAGAGGCUCGGAUUCCUGGGUCCUCCUCAGCCCAAUCAUCACAUUCCAACUCACUGAGCGCUGCUAUUGGCUCACUAUAAAGCCAGAGAGAAACGCAGACACAUGAACUGCAGCCUUGAGAACAACACUUGUACUCAAAUGUACACCUACAAUUACUGAUGUCAAAAUUUGCAAGGGACCAGCAAGUGUUGAUGCUUAAUUUUAGACAUAGUGCCUUUUCUGUGACACAAAGUGACACAAACACGGCCUUAUUUGGAGACAGUGUGCCUUUUGUGCCCACUCAGCCAUAAGGGCCCUUGUGUACAGAAAAACUGGUCUGUCAAUGAUUGACCAGGCACAGCACACACCUUCCAAUGUAGUGAUAGCGUGCCAGACAGAAGCUGAGGGAAAUGUUAAGGUAGGUUAAUGGUUAAGUGCUGUCAGGCCUGUGGACAGCUGUCUUGGCCUCUGCUCCACCACUGUCAUAGUGCUGAUCAGCCAGCCCCACAGAGGUCAAUGAUUGGCUCGCAGGCUUCCAGAGGAAGAGUGUGCACACUAAGAUCAAGAAUUUUACCGUUUUAGAUUUUUGUUGGUAUUUAUGAGAAAAUUGUUGGUUCAUAACUGGACGAGUAUUUUUGCAUUUUGGGAAAAAAAGACUCAUGCUGCCUUACUCGUUAACUUUUAUAAAUGGAACAUUGCAAUUGCUGAAAGUGCACUUUUAAAAAAAAAAAAAAGGGUAAAAACCUUUAACUGCAAACAGUAACAGGUUGGUUUGAGGUAUUAUUAUUAUUAUUAUUAUUUGAAUGCUUUGUUCUGUUUAAAUACGCAUUCACCGCACCACUUCAGUUGCCUUUUACAGAUUUCUAUGUCAUAUAUAUAUAAAUGUGAAUAAACUUAUUUCCUGUGCAAAACUUUCUUGAUGGUCUUAAAUCAUAUAUUGAUACAUCUUGACUGAAGAUGGUAAGCUCACAGUUUUUUGUUACGUUAUGAACAUCCUUGUGUUUAUAGAGAUGUAAGCUAAUACUGUAAUUUACUGUAUCUGCUCUAACAUCCAUCUCCUACUGUUUUAUAAAGUGUCUUUUAGUGUAAAUAAUUUUCACUAGUCCCUCGUGAAGUGCAGUUGAGAAGUCUGCAGUUAUUUUAAAGUUGCACAGAUGAACACCAGACUGUGGCGUACUCCAUCACUCAAUGUCCUGAGACACUGUUAGCUGAAAGGCAGUGUGUAGAAAAAUGUUUCAACUCUCUAGUAAAGUUCAGUUCAAAUCUUCUUGUUGGAAAUAGAUGAGUACUCACUGUGAGCCCCUCUACACCAGUCUUAACUUACUUGUGCUCGUCCAUGAGGGGGAUGCAAGAUGUCACGUCUUCUUUUAGAUGAGCUAAUAUUUCGGCUCAGUUUCAUGACUGUUAUGACAAAUUUACUUCUUCCAGCCUUGCUACACCCCUUGUAUUUAAAGGGGACUAAUUAUGUACAUUUCAAGCCCAGUAUUUUUAUUCUUGUGCUGUACUUGAGUAGCUAUGCGUGAUUCAAAUUACAAAAUAAUCUUUAUUAAUUUUGCUUAUAUCUAAGUAUAGUGCGGCCUCGUGGUUCAUCGUCUGUCUGUAACAAGCUGUUUUACUUGCUUUGCCUUUAAGUUAACUUUCCACUGACUGUCUGCGCCUGGUAAAGAUGUUGUCUACAUUAAAUGAAACUUUGACUAUGUAUAAUAUAAGUAUCCAUGAAUAAAUAUGAUGGAAAAUGGCAAA
Pundamilia nyererei is the source of this 10038-nucleotide messenger RNA. It is a transcript of the gene itpr2, whose product is annotated as inositol 1,4,5-trisphosphate receptor, type 2. The transcript has 57 exons. Gene Ontology annotation, biological process: calcium ion transmembrane transport. Gene Ontology annotation, molecular function: inositol 1,4,5-trisphosphate-gated calcium channel activity; inositol 1,4,5 trisphosphate binding. Lineage: Eukaryota; Metazoa; Chordata; Actinopteri; Cichliformes; Cichlidae. Gene Ontology annotation, cellular component: endoplasmic reticulum; membrane. The coding region runs from base 274 to 8373 and encodes 2699 amino acids. The record is from RefSeq and is a predicted model, not a curated record.